Sitodiplosis mosellana (orange wheat blossom midge) is the source of this 2210-nucleotide messenger RNA. RefSeq lists its product as uncharacterized. NCBI's taxonomy places the organism in Eukaryota, Metazoa, Arthropoda, Insecta, Diptera, Cecidomyiidae. The record is from RefSeq and is a predicted model, not a curated record.
CUAUCGUCGUCAUCAACGUCGAUCGCAAUUUCGAUUCAAACGAAUGCGAAUGUUAAAUACGUAGGACUUGCCGUUUACCAAGUCGCAAUUCUGAGUGUGAAUAGUAACAUUCACAUCUUAUUUCGGUCAGUAGAUUUUUUCGGCUGGUUCGGUUAACAUCAUAGAUCUUAUAAAAUCUUGAAAAUUGCUGAUAAUUUUCAGUUUCAUCAUUUUCAUAGUUUUUUCGAAUUUUUUUUCGAUUUUAAAUAAAAUAUUUUCAAAAAAUUUCUGGUAAGAUAAACAAAUCGUAUAAAAUAAUUAUUAAAAAUUGAAAAAUUAAUUUAGACUUAGUGUCAUUUUAUUGGACAUUAUUUUUUCUUGAACUCAUCGAAGUUUAUCAGAAGUGUGUGAAUUAAAUUGAAAUAAAUUUUUUUCAAUUGAAAAAGAAAUGCGACUAUAAUAAAAAUUAUAUGAAUAUUUGUGAAAUUUUUUCGUCUUUCUCGUUUGCUUGAGAAGUUUAUUUUUAUUAAUUAGCGUUGUGUCGAUAUUUCAACAACUAAUUAUUACCUUGAACAAUGAGUUGUGUUUGAAAAUUUAAGAGAGUAAAAAGAAAGUAGAAAUAAAUGGCAAUGUGAAAUCGGACUGCAAGCAACUGAUAUACAGAAAAUUGUUGAAAAAAUUAAAGAAAUGGUGUUUUUGUGUCAAAGCGUUGAGAAAAAGAGAAAGAAAAGUCCUAUAUGUCGUGUAUCAAAGUCGUAGAAAAUAUACUCCCACAAAAUGUUCUUAUGUAAUAGUACGCUUGGCAAAAUAAGAAAAUAUAAAAAAGUGCGCCCACUAAAUUUGGAUCCCAUCCAAAUUCAUAGCAAAUAAAGACACGAUUGGAAUCGAUGAAACCACUGACGAUGACUUCACUAAAAGUCGUAUUAUUAAGAAGAAAAAAAAAUUCUCCCAAAAUAAAAUCGAAUCAUGUGUUAGAUGCGUCCUUAUUAUUUUCAUUCGUCGGUGCGUGCUUCCGCAAAUGGUUUCUUUUCACAAUUUGCUAUUUCAAAUCCCAGAAAAAAUUAUUCAAUUCAACAUAUAAUCGGUGCUAGAUUAGUCUCAAGCUAAUGAUGUCAUUGUCGCCUGGCGAAAAUGUAUAAUUUUCACAUUUUUUCUCAAAAGUAAAACGAACAAAAAAUAAAUUUCAAAAGCAAGGGCCAUACAUUGCUAUAGUGGAAAUACUGUGAAAUUUAAAAAAAAUUAACGAUUACAGCGUAUUGAGUUUGGAGAGGACAAAUUCGAUAAAAAUAAACACGUUUAUCGGUGAAUAUUUUUCAAGACAAAAUUAGUUCGGAUAUGAAAUAAAAGGAGAAAAUGAAUCUUCCUUACAAUAAAGUUCUUCGGAAAAAUUGCUAAAAGCGAAUAGUUUGAAAAAACUACAUGGAUAAGUAGGAGGAAGACCUUGAUGAAAAGACGUUUUGUUGUAAAUAGUGUUGGCCUUGCGAACGAAAUUAUAUAAAUCGCAGUCAUGUUCAAGCAACAUUUGGAAAUGAUCGGUCGUAAUGAAACACCGAGCAAGAAGGCCAAAUUCUGGCAAUCUUAUGUCAGAUCACUCAAGGGUUCGGACGAUAUACGUGCACAUGAUUCACCAAGAGUAUCCAGCUGGAGACCAUUGAGCGCUGACUUGCCACCAUUGCGCAGCAUCUAUGAUGAACCGAGCACAGCAUCCGAACGAAUCAUUGGUACUGGUUACCGUUACUUGCCGGUCCAUCGCGAAACAUACGGUUAUUCACCAAGACCAAUCUAUUCUCACCACUAUGGAAGACCCAGUGGUGAUUACGCACACGUCUACGAUGCUGAGCGAGCAUGGCAUGAACAUUUGCAAAGAAUGAAGGAAAUCGAACGCCGGUAUCCUUCUCGUUAUGGUCUCUACCUUAAGGACAAGCCGAGCACUGUUGUUUUGCCUCAAGAGUUCGAACCCGAGCUUAAGCCAAUCAAGUUUUCCGGUCGAGCUCCAUCAGCGAGUAGAGCUGUGAGUGUGCCACCAAUUGCACCAGCACCAUUGCGAUCAUUGAGUAUCCCACCACGCGACCUUCGUGCUACUUCUGUCCCCCCUUUUCCGCACGAUCCAUUGUCUCCACUCGAUUUGCUAAGUGAGUAUGAUGCACAUCGCCAAAGAUGUUUAUCCCCAACACCAGUUAAAUGCGGCCGAUGGGCUCCACGCAGCUCUGAAGUAGCCUUUGACUCUGAUG